CCGUCUCAGUCGGCUGCGACCGCGUCGACGGACCAGAUUGUUUUCGGCACCCACCCGGGAUGGCCAGACGACUAGAUCGCGCGGGCAUCAAGACGCUCUAAGAAACAUCGUAGACGUGCAAUGCCCCACGCAAGAGUCAGCAAGAUCGAACAGUCGUUGAUCGCCGCGAUGGUCAGUGCAGUCAGCAUCAGACGCUGAACAUGGCGAUCGUCGAAACCAUCAACAUAACCAACGCGCACACGCUGGACAUCAUCGACAAGAAGGGCGUCCAGGUGCUCUUCUUCGUCAUCUACACGACGAUCUUCGUGGUCGGACUCUUCGGUAACGUGCUGGUGUGUUUCGUGGUGUUCCGCAACAAGGCCAUGCAAACCGUCACGAACCUGUUCAUAACGAACCUAGCGCUGUCCGACAUUUUGCUGUGCGUGCUGGCGGUGCCCUUCACGCCCCUCUACACGUUCCUGGGCAAGUGGGUGUUCGGCAGGGUGAUCUGCCAUCUGGUGCCCUACGCGCAGGGCGCCAGCGUCUACAUCUCCACGCUGACGCUGAUGUCGAUCGCGAUCGAUCGCUAUUUCGUCAUCAUCUACCCGUUCCAUCCGCGCAUGAAGCUCUCCACCUGCAUCGUCAUCAUCGUCAUCAUAUGGAUAUUCGCCAUUUUGGUCACGAGCCCUUACGGCAUCUACAUGAAACACGUGCAGGACCAGAACAACACCAGCAAGUACUACUGCGAGGAGAGCUGGCCGGUGGAGCAAUGGCGCGCCAUCUUCGGCGGUAUAACCACCGCGUUCCAGUUCCUCAUACCGUUCCUCAUCAUGGCGUUCUGCUACAUCUGCGUAUCGAUCAAACUCAACGACAGGGCGCGCGCUAAACCCGGCACCAAGAACUCCCGUAAGGAGGAGGCGGACCGCGAAAGGAAACGCCGCACCAAUCGCAUGCUCAUAGCCAUGGUCGCGGUGUUCCUGCUCUCGUGGCUGCCCCUCAACGUGGUCAACAUAAUCAACGACUUCAACAAGGACAUGAUCCAGUGGGACUACUAUUUCCUCAGCUUUUUCCUCGUCCAUCAGAUGGCGAUGUCGUCCACGUGCUACAACCCGUUCCUCUACGCGUGGCUCAACGAAAACUUCCGCAAGGAGUUCAAGCAGGUGCUGCCAUGCUUCGACGGGUCGACGCGUCGCGCGCCCUCUAGCAGCAGGUUCACCAACUGGCGCUCGGAACGAACAUGCAACGGAAACAACGAAACCCAGCAGGAGUCGCUGCUGCCUUCGUCCAUUCACCGGGUGCCGUCGGUGAGGGAGCGUAGGUUGACGCCGACGCCGCCCCCGAAGACCGACAGCGUCGAGAUGGAGAACAUCGUCGUGCCGACGGUGGGCGUCGAGUACGAUACCGCGUCGGAGAUGGUGAGGCUGAAGCUCAUCACCGAGGAGGACCCGCCGUCUUACGAGACCGCCGCCAAAGUGACUAGGGAGUGAUGAUGCAGACUUCACUAACCAAAACGAAAGAUGUCGCUACAAAAAAAUAUACUGUGUGCAGUGCCAAUUCUUUGUGUAGAACCGUGUGAAUGUAUAUAUUGAAAAUAAAGCAGUAUUUAUUAAUAAUUAAA
Cylas formicarius (sweet potato weevil) is the source of this 1597-nucleotide messenger RNA. RefSeq names its product prolactin-releasing peptide receptor-like. Gene Ontology annotation, biological process: G protein-coupled receptor signaling pathway. The record is from RefSeq and is a predicted model, not a curated record. Gene Ontology annotation, cellular component: plasma membrane; neuron projection. The coding region runs from base 201 to 1466 and encodes 421 amino acids. The transcript is spliced from 5 exons. Lineage: Eukaryota; Metazoa; Arthropoda; Insecta; Coleoptera; Brentidae. Gene Ontology annotation, molecular function: neuropeptide binding; neuropeptide Y receptor activity.